This is a messenger RNA of Thalassophryne amazonica, 2114 nucleotides long. RefSeq lists its product as uncharacterized. Bases 167 to 1024 code for a protein of 285 amino acids. The transcript has 3 exons. Gene Ontology annotation, biological process: response to bacterium. The record is from RefSeq and is a predicted model, not a curated record. Lineage: Eukaryota; Metazoa; Chordata; Actinopteri; Batrachoidiformes; Batrachoididae.
CAAAAUCAGAGUGACCCCAUUGCAGUUAAUUCACUUCCUACUGAGGCACAAACGGAUGUUCGCACCAAUGUGUGUCUGGCAGUUACAGUGACAAACCAAUAAAAUGUACCCCUGCUCAAAACCAUGUUUGUCACGGUGAAGAAUUCAGUUGUGAAGAGCUCUCAGAAUGCACCUGUACACGGCCCUCUGUGUAACACUUCACCUGUCCGCAGUGACCCAGUCCUCAACAGUCGUCCAGGACACCGGGGUUACAUCGUCCAGGGUCGGUGACAAUGUGACGUUACGCUGCUUCUGUCGCAGUGAAGUGGUGACGCACUUCUUCUGGUAUCACCAAAGGCUUGGAAGAGCACCCAAGCUGCUGUCUAACAUUUACAAGUAUGAUUUAUCGCAGCAAAAGAUCCACCAGCUGCAGGCAAAUCCUCGCUAUUUCGUGCACGUGAAACAAGGAAUGAACAAUUUACACAUCUCCAAUGUCCAGUGUGGGGAUUCGGCCAUGUACUUUUGUGGAACCUCGCACUCAAACACGGCAGAAUUUGGGGACGGGGUCUUUCUACAAGUUCAAGAGACCGAGCCCGUGGAUGUUGUCCAGGAGCCAGUGUCAAAGUUUGUUCUGCCAGGAGACUCUGUGACCUUCAACUGCACUGUCCUGGGUGGAACCUGUGAUGGACAGCACAGCGUCUACUGGCUGAGGCACAGCACCCUGACCACCUACAACCACAAGGAUCAGUGUAGAAACGUGUCUACGCCAGCGUCACCAGCACAGAACAAUAUCUACUAUUUUCAGAUGAUGAACCUGAGCUCAUCUGAUGCUGGGACCUACUACUGUGCCGUCUCCUCCUGUGGGGAGAUACGGUUUGGCUCGGGGACCAAGCUGCAUGUUGGAGAGGAUCCUGCAACUAUAACUGCACAGAUAAAAAUCUUACUCCAUCUGUCUGUCAUUAGGGUUGUAGUUAUGCUGUGUGUUGUAAUUGUUUGUCUUUUGGUUUACAUCUGGAAGAGAUCACAUGCUCGUCGUGAUCAUUGAGAUGAAGUUCAAAAUCCUUAAACCAUGCAACCAUUUUUAAAAUUGUGUACAAUUUUGCGUAAAAGCAAUACGGAUGCGGGACUCACCCCAAAGAUUUGACAAAGGCUGGCACCUGUGUACCACCUUUUAUUGAUUUUAAAGGCUUUAUUCAUGAUGCUCCCAGGAGUGUAUGUUCUUGUGUUUGUAUGAGUUAGGCAAUAGUAGCCAUAGACAUGAAGACUAUAAGACCAACAGCAAUCUUACCUUGACCUUCACCCAGAUGAUAGACCUCUAGCUGACCCUGACAGGGGAACUCUGGAUCCACCAAAGUGUGCGCCACAUUUGGUUCAAAUUGGAAAUUCCUUGGCAAAAUGUAUUUAUUUAUUUUUUAAACGGCAGUUAUGGGACCAACCCUCAUUGACCUACCAGGUUUAGUAGAAAUCAGCGAAAAGGACUUGGGAGAAGUAGGGAAACACAAUUUUACCUGUGACCCCAAUUACUUUAACCUUUGCCAAAACAAACCCUUUAAGGGCAAUUUGGGGUCAAUCUACAUGCGCAUACAGCAAGUUUGGAAACUGGCCACUGCCAAAAAUCAAAUGCUUGAGGAAUAUUGAGCUCAGCAGAAGCAGUAAAGGUGACAGUGAAGGUGUUGGCUUAUUUUUCGAGCAUUGGAAAUAUUAGCCACAAAUACAGAUUUGUAAAUGUCUGUUUUGGUGCAGUAUUUUCUGAAAGUGAAGGGGUGGCCGAGUGGUUAGUGCACUUGGUUUCAGUGCAGAAGAUUCCCAGUUCAAGUCCCACCCCUGCCACAUUUCUCCAUGUGACGUGGACUUGCAUCAAGAAGGGUAUCUGGCGUAAAACUUGUGCCAAAUCAACAUGCAGACCCACUGUGGUGACCCUGAGUGAAAACAAGGGAGCAUCCGAAGAGACUUACUUUUAUUUUCUGAAAGUGUGGAGCAGCAGCCACAAUGCACAAGUGUUACUUCUGUUCUAGACUAAAUAUCAUGCAGAAGAAUUUUGUGUGAAAUGAUCUGGUUUUGUGUCAAACACCAUUAAUGUACUGCAUCACCAUCACGCUGGAGAUGGGUCUGGUUGAGAUUUUAACCAAAUUAAU